Triticum urartu is the source of this 1210-nucleotide messenger RNA. RefSeq lists its product as uncharacterized. NCBI's taxonomy places the organism in Eukaryota, Viridiplantae, Streptophyta, Magnoliopsida, Poales, Poaceae. Gene Ontology annotation, molecular function: carbohydrate binding. The record is from RefSeq and is a predicted model, not a curated record.
UACCCACAAGAACCUCUAGCUACCGUAGCUUAGUUGAGCUUCCUAGCUGUAGCCAUGGCCAAGUAUUUCCAGAGUGCUCCUGUUAGCAAUGAAGCACUGAAGCACAAGGAGAUUCUCUUGGACGGCCUGUACAUGCACCAGGACCUUGACGGAUCACCAAAUCAGAACCAGAAAACUAUAGUGAAUCCUAACCUCCCUCUGCAGUUCGGCUGCACCGUGGCUAAUGACUGGAUCAUAUAUGAUGGCCUUGGCCCCGAUAAGAAGCUUGUUGCACGCGCACAAGGGCCACAUAUGGGGGCAGGUAUAACCAAAGGAAGCUGGUUCAUAUGUUUCAACAUGGUGUUCGUCGAUGAGAGGUUUGCGGGUUCCAGCCUUAAGGUGCUCGGACAUUUUGAAGAGCCGGUAGAAGGUGAGUGGGCAAUCCUUGGUGGGACAGGAGAGUUUGCCUAUGCACAAGGUGUGGUGACCUUCAAGAAAGUCCAGGACGGAAGCACUAGGGUCAGACAGCUUCAGAUACGUGCCAUCUGCCUCAGCUUUCCAUCGUCACUUUCAAUGCCUACGAAGAUGGGGCCAUGGGGUGGAAAUGGAGGCUCCAUUCAAGACAUCACCACCGGAACCCCGAUGCGCCUGCAAAGUGUGACACUCAGCAGUGAGAGCAGCUGGAUUGUCUCUCUUGCAUUUACUUAUAUUGACAAACUUGGGAAGAGGCGCAACGAAGGUCCCUGGGGUCCUGACAAAGGGAACAGUCAAACUAUCGAGUUCGGACCUAAAGAAUAUGUGACGGAAAUAUCAGGGACAAUUGACAAUGUCAUAUCGUCACUUGUUAUCACGACAAACAUGAAAAAGUAUGGGCCGUUUGGGCAUGAGAAGGGCAAUCGUUUCAGCGCCGCCGUGCCAGAAAACACAUGUGUUGUGGGAUUCUUUGCCAGGACUGGGAAUGCUCUUGAUGCCGUUGGUGUUUACCAUGGCCCCAUCAUGGUUUGAAUGGGAUUCAUUGGCAUUUUGCUUUAGUGUUUGGCAAUCUCAUGCUAGUUUAUUUCAAGGAAAAGUGUGUUAGUUUCACCAUUUGUUUUUCAAUAAUAACAUGGCUAGGGUCCUCCGUACGUGUAUGAUCCAAGUCGCUCUAGUGCGAGAGUACUUUGUUUAAUUUGUCGCCUACUAUAUUCUAUCUGCAAUAAAUAAAGUGAUGCAAGAUUGUUUUCUAGUGAAA